Molecule: messenger RNA, 1143 nt
Organism: Pseudocercospora fijiensis CIRAD86
Lineage: Eukaryota; Fungi; Ascomycota; Dothideomycetes; Mycosphaerellales; Mycosphaerellaceae
Exons: 7
Coding region: 1-291 (96 amino acids)
Source: RefSeq, a predicted model, not a curated record
AUGUUGAUAGACUGUCCGGCGGCUUCGCCGAUCCUUUUUCUCUGCUGCUUCUUUCUUGCGGCUUCGCCCAUCCAAUUUCCCUGUUUCUUCCUCUCUUGCGGCAAAGCUGAUCCCAUGACCAUGGAAUUCGACAUGCGAGCCAAGAUGGCGGCUCUUACUGCUGAGUAUGUGACAGUGACAGCCUUGGCUGCGUAUGGUUUCCAGCGAUGGCUUCCGAAACACUUGAGGCCAAGAACGUCUUGGCAGACUUGGAGAGCAUGCGAUCAAAGAAGUCGCGCGCUUGCAGAAUGAACGACGGCAUUUCUGUAUUGUCUUCAUCUAGGCGCCGAUUGCAGUGGUGUUGCUCCAACAUCUGGCUCCGUCUGCCAAUUGUGAUGGCGGGCCGGUCACAAUGAAUUGCGAUCCAAUACCGUUCCGAAUGGUGAACUUCCAAAUUUGACCUGUGUUUCCUUCCGAACCGUAGAGGAAGCCAUCGUUCGAAGCCCAGACAGCAUUCCAUUUGGCGUUGGCUACCGUGGUGCCGAAAGCACCAACGUUACCAACAGUAGCCCAACUCAAAGUCGACAGGCUGAAGCUGUAAAGAGUCGUUGCGCCGGUGCUAUCUGAGAAAGGUGCAAACAGGUUCUGACCGGCACCUGGUACAUAUGCCCAAUCCUGAAUACCUCCAUUGUUGGUGUUGAAUGGAGACGCAGGUAGCGAGGCAGUACCUGUUUGAACCACGGUGCUGUAGUUCGCAGUUCCAGGAGCGAAAUUUACCUUGAUCCACUGCCAGCCAUUACUCUGCGACCCUGUCCAGAACGAGCCAUCGGGUGUGAAGUCGCCGACGUAGAACUUUCGCCCGCUGGGUAAAUUGAAAAGUCGUUGCAGCCUGCCGUCAAAGCUAACCCGAACCAUGACUUCCGGGUCAACGCCACGAAUGGUGGCAUAAAGGUAGCUAUCUAGAGGGUUUAAGGCCAGCGAAUUGAUACCAUCGUUAGUACCCGAGUCCGUCGAAGUAUAGACUGUAGAGUUCUGCCCAGUCGCCAAGUUCACGCGGUAUAGCGUAUUCCGCUGAGAUAGAUAUCCUUCGACCACGCAAGGUGCCGUGUACAUUGGAGUGGCGAUGACCACUGUUGCCGGAUCUGUGCCACUUGCAGAAAUUGU